AUGGCUUUAAAGAUACCAAACGUGGUCUUCAGGAACGGUGCCUCCAUCCCGGCGCUCGGUCUGGGCACCUGGAAUUCCCCACCCGGUCAGGUCACGCAAGCCGUAAAGGAUGCGAUCGAUGUCGGCUACCGGCACAUCGACUGUGCUCACGUCUACGAAAACGAACACGAAGUAGGCGCUGGUAUCGCUGCCAAAAUGGCGAAAGGAACCGUCAAGCGUGAGGAUUUGUUCGUGACAAGCAAACUGUGGAACACUUACCACCGGCCGGACCUGGUCCAAGGGGCUCUGCAGGUGACGCUGCGCAAUCUCAACCUCAAGUAUCUCGACCUGUACCUCAUCCAUUGGCCCGUGGCGUACCGCGAAGGUGAUGUGUUGUUUCCGCUGCGUGAGGACGGCAAGCGAGUGCACUUUUCCGACGUCGACUAUGUCGACACUUGGCCGGCGAUGGAGCGUUUGGUCGAUGCGGGGCUAGUGCGCAACAUCGGCCUAUCGAACUUCAACGCCAAACAAGUGCAGCGUGUCCUGGAUGUUGCUCGAAUCGCACCCGUUACCAAUCAAAUCGAAUGUCAUCCGUAUCUGCACCAGUCCAGCCUGACGGAGUAUUGCAUCAAGCAGGGCAUCACCGUGACGGCAUACAGUCCACUAGGAUCUCCAGCACGCCCGUGGGUCAAACAGGACGAUCCGGUUCUGAUGCAGGAUCCCGUCGUCCUGAAGCUCGCUUCCAAGCACGCUAAAACCCCAGCACAAAUCCUGAUCCGCUACCAACAUCAGCUUGGGCACGUCGUGAUACCGAAAUCCGUCAGCCGGGAACGCAUCGCCUCGAAUGCCGCCAUCUUUGGGUUCGAGCUGGAUCGCGAAGACCUGCGCCAACUAACGGCUCUCGAGCGGAAUGGACGCAUCUGUCCGGAAUCGUUCAGCUUCGGUCACCGGUACCAUCCGUUCGAGGAGGAAUUCCGGAAGGGCAGACGAUAAACGGCUCGCGGAAUCGCUUUAUUGCCUGCAGCCGUUGGUUUUUGCGUAAAUUUCGAAUAAACGGCUUGUGCUGAAGCA
This is a messenger RNA of Anopheles nili, 1050 nucleotides long. RefSeq names its product aldo-keto reductase family 1 member B1-like. The transcript is spliced from 3 exons. Gene Ontology annotation, molecular function: aldose reductase (NADPH) activity. The record is from RefSeq and is a predicted model, not a curated record. NCBI's taxonomy places the organism in Eukaryota, Metazoa, Arthropoda, Insecta, Diptera, Culicidae. The coding region runs from base 1 to 972 and encodes 323 amino acids. Gene Ontology annotation, cellular component: cytosol.